UAUAUCCCUUGGUGACAUGAGAAAUAUGGCCAAAAUUAUGUAUAUAGCAUUUGUAUUUCUGUUUUUUUAUGCCUCAUCGGCUGACAGUGCUUUACAAACUGUAAAUGGAACUAUUCACGUGAGAAUUGGGACAACCGCGGCAUGCUCUGACGCUGCUAGAUUUAUUCAGAGCCAAGUACUUCAAACAUAUGAAUUGUACAAGGAAUAUUUGGAGAUUGAAUUUGUGCCUUGGGGAAGAACUAGAAGAGACGCUCAAGGUAAUCUCAACUGCCAAUUCGGUGAAAAUGAUUGUUGGGCCAAUCGUGUUCAGAGAUGCGUUCUUAGCUUACUUGCUGGAAACACAGACGUUCAAGUUAAAUAUAUGCUAUGUGAAUUUUCUCCUCCUUUUCCUGCACUCCGGCAGAGAAGUCUAUUAUGUGCUCAGUCCGUUGGGCUGAGUGUGAUUGAAGUAGACUAUUGCAUGACAACAACUGGAAACGCAUUGGAAGGUCCAGCUGAACUUGCUUCAACAGCGGCUGUAGAAGCGAUACGAUUUAUACCAUUUAUCGUUUUCAAUAAUAAUAUUAACGUCAACCAGCAUGUCCAGGCGUACAGGAAUUUACGCAGCACAAUUUGCUUUGCAUUAGCAGAUGACCCAACAACAGGUAUAACGUACUGUAAAAUUUAAACUUGAAGAAUAUUAAAAAACGAAAAUAGCAAACGUUAUCUCUUAAUCAGGAAAUGAAACCUCCUCGUAAUUGGUGAUUUAAGAAAUAACAGUUUUAUCUUACUUGGCCCCAGCUCGGAUUUUCGUACUUUCAAGAUAAAUUUCAACAUUGUCGCCUUUUAAUUAACGAAGUUGGGUAAUUGACAAUAAUUGAGUAUUAUAACCGGCAAUAUCUGUUUUAUUUGUAAAGAUAACGGUGAAUUUUCAACCAUAAUAUAAUAAAUACGUUAUUAUUAUCUGUGUCAAUAAAUGAAUAAU
Messenger RNA from Vanessa atalanta (red admiral), 964 nucleotides. Its product is annotated as GILT-like protein F37H8.5. The transcript has a single exon. The record is from RefSeq and is a predicted model, not a curated record. Lineage: Eukaryota; Metazoa; Arthropoda; Insecta; Lepidoptera; Nymphalidae. The coding region runs from base 17 to 667 and encodes 216 amino acids. Gene Ontology annotation, molecular function: oxidoreductase activity, acting on a sulfur group of donors, disulfide as acceptor.